AUGAGCGAGACUUCCAACUUUGUAAUAGCCAACUCCCUGGCGAGGAGACUGCAACGUCGUUUGCACAACUCCGAUCAAUCGUCUCGCAGUCGAGAAGAAGGACAAGUGCAAGUGGAGGGCCAGGGCAGUGGAGAUAAUGGACUUGGCUUGCAAACCAUGCUCGAUGCGUACGACUUCAUCAUGCCUCACAACACCGCCGUCCGACGGUAUCGGACGCUCCAGAGGCAUGUGGCGGAUGGACAUUUGACCAACUUUUUCAACACGAUCCAUAUUUACUUCCCCAUCUUUGAGACUUCCAGAUUUCGAGCCACGUACUCUCGCCUCGCUGAGCUGUUCGGCUCGAACCUGUUGUUCACUUCGCCACGGGAGAAUCAGGUUCAGCAACAAUCGUUAUGCCUCGUCUACGCAGUUCUUGCUCUGGGUGCAUUAUAUGCCGACGAUGAGGACAGCUCAUCAUGGGCUUGUUGGUAUUUUGCCGAGGCGCAAGAGUUGCUUGGACGGUUGUUUGAUGCGGUCAGUUUGGAAUUGGUGCAAGCGGCGAUGUUCAUGGGUGCCUAUGCACAGCAUACUCUCAAACCAAGUUUGGCUUAUACUCUGGCGGGAACCGCAACCAGAAUGGCAUUCUCUAUCGGCCUCAAUGUGGACUCAAACCUCACCUCGCAUGAUUGGGACGCUGAAGAAGGGCGGCGCACGUGGUGGAUGAUCUAUAUCCAGGAGGUAGAGUUAUCCCUGGAUUCUGGCCGGCCAAUGUCCAUCAGUAAGCGUGAUGUUAUAGUGGACCUGCCGAGGGAGCAUGCUGUUGCCGGCACGACUUCAGAUUCAAAUCAGCCAUACCAGCCUUUAGCUGAGUUCGUACCAGUCCUUGCGGGAGUUGCCCAAAUCACCCGUGAUAUCUUGAAAUUUGUUGCGAGAUUUGGCAGUGCCAAUGGUGAAAAGCGGUCAUCCGUCUUCCAGAUUCCGUCAUAUGAUGAUCGGCUUAAGCGGUGGAAGCAGUCGCUUCCAGCCUGGCUCGCCUUUCAUGGUGAAGAUCCUGCCCGACACUCGUACACUGCCAGCAGUUGGAUCUCUCGCCAACGGAGCAGUCUCCUAGUCCGUGAGUCCAAGAUUGCGCAGCAGCCGUCCUGCAAGACAUCUGACAAUACAGUAGACUAUAAUCUCGCUCUCAUCGUCCUGCAUCGGUUGUCUUUUAUGGAAUCUGAUUCCCAAGCGGCUGGACGGUUGGUCAUGGAAUCUCGGUCCACUUGCGUACAAGCGGCACAAACCAUAAUUCUCCACAUACAUGGCUUGUUUGAGACGGCGCCUUGGCUGAAGCGUUGGAGAUAUUACUGUUAUUAUUGUCUGCAAGCAACCUUGGUACUUCUGACGAAAGUUAUCGAUGAGCCCAUGGCUAAAGAAACCGAAGAAAUAGUCCAAGUGUGCGAGUUGAGCGUCAGCAUCUUUGGACAAAUUGAUCUCAAGGCAGCUAAAAGGUGCGCAGGGAUUGUUGCCGGACUCAUCGCGCGCUGGAGAAGACACCGGCAUGCUGGGGAGACCAGUCUAGAGGAUUCUUGGGUCACUCUCAAUUCGAAUCAAAAAGCAACACAGCCACCACCAACGAUGGAAAAGUCGGUCCCUAUUCAAAUAUCUGAGCCCGAGUGCUUGACUCUCUCCACGGAUCUCGCUAGUGCAGCUCAGCAAGAACUUGCACGGAUGAACGAUAGAGCUUCGCCACAUAGUAUGUCACCAGACGCCUUCAACACACACGUGGAAGGAACACGUUUGGAUCCUAUGCCAGAGAGUGAGGACGUCAAUUUCCCUUUCACUGACGAUCUAUGGACCUAUUUUGCCGACACGGCAACGCAGCCACGCUCCUUUGAAAGUUGGAUGGACAUUUUGACCGCGUCGUGA
Messenger RNA from Exophiala bonariae, 1887 nucleotides. RefSeq lists its product as uncharacterized. The record is from RefSeq and is a predicted model, not a curated record. Gene Ontology annotation, biological process: DNA-templated transcription. Gene Ontology annotation, molecular function: DNA binding; zinc ion binding. NCBI's taxonomy places the organism in Eukaryota, Fungi, Ascomycota, Eurotiomycetes, Chaetothyriales, Herpotrichiellaceae. The transcript has 6 exons. The coding region runs from base 1 to 1887 and encodes 628 amino acids.